AUGUACGCAAUAACACUGUUGGCUAUCGUCGGUGCCGCUAUUGCCGCACCAAACGCACUCGCUCCGCGUGUUGUUGAAGAAUCGGCACCAAAUGAACUCGGUCCGCGUAUUGUUGGAGGAUCUAAUGCUGACAUAGAAGAUUACCCCUAUAUGGCUCUCAUUUUAGCAUCAAAGGAUGAUUAUAUUCAAAUCCGUUUCAUACCCUUCUGUGGUGGAUCUCUAAUCACAACCAGAUCCGUUCUUACAGCAGCCCAUUGUUUCUUGAACAACGUUCUGACAACAAAUCAUUUCCGAGUUCGACUUGGUUCGACAUUCGCAAAUUUUGGAGGUCACGUUCAUAGAGUUGAAAACUGGAUUAAGCAUCCUGGAUAUACGUUUCCUCGAUUAUAUCACGACAUUGCAAUACUGAAACUCGCAACACCCGCCACACUCUCCAGCCGCGUUGCACUUGCCCCAAUUGCUGGACCCAACUACUUGGUCGCAGAUAAUACUACCGUCACCGCUGCCGGAUGGGGCAUACUUGAAUUUGAUGGUGAACCGUCAGAAAUUCUUCAAAAAGUUGACAUACAAAAAGUCAACCACGACAUCUGCAGAGAAAAUUUCGCUGAACUGCAGUCUUUGCUAGGCGAACAUCAAGUUCCUAAUGUAACAUCCGGAAUGGUAUGCGCUGGAAUAUUAGGUGUUGGUGGCAAGGAUGCAUGCGAUGGUGACUCAGGAGGACCUCUUCUUCACCAAGGAGUUGUAAUUGGAGUUACCUCUUGGGGGCAUGAAUGCGCCCAUCCGAAAUAUCCUGGAGUCUUUGUUAACGUACCGUCUUAUACCAGUUGGAUUGUUGAGAAUGCAUAAAAAAAUGUCAGUAAAUUAAAUCUUUUUUAUAAACAUUCAAAUGAAAUACAAAGACAAUAAACGUAAAUAAACAG
Molecule: messenger RNA, 920 nt
Organism: Nymphalis io (European peacock)
Lineage: Eukaryota; Metazoa; Arthropoda; Insecta; Lepidoptera; Nymphalidae
Product: trypsin, alkaline C-like
Exons: 4
Coding region: 1-846 (281 amino acids)
Biological process (GO): proteolysis
Molecular function (GO): serine-type endopeptidase activity
Source: RefSeq, a predicted model, not a curated record